AUUUGUAUGUACAACUUAGGGAUUCCAUAUGAAAUCAGUGAUAAAUUUAUUAGCGGAGAGAAGCAAACAACUGUUGAUGUAAUGAGAAGAGAGGAAGCUCAGCAGGAGGGGCUUCAGGGAGGACAGCGCAAACCUAAAUGUAGCUUGCUGUCACUCAGCAAAAUCACACCUUUGGAGUUCGCUGUAGUGCAGCAGGGCCGGUGUUAUCUCCAGAUGAGCGUUUGAUGCCUGAAAACAUAUUAGAGGUGGAAAAGCUAUGCAGACGUGACAGAUGUCUGCACAUCAGCACAGGAAGCUGGAGAGAGGGAGGGAGAGCGCAGAACAGCCAUCUAAUCAGCUUUUAAACAACAAGAAGAGUGCCGGUGCCAGUGACUGGGUGAAACGAAAGCUAAAUCAGCAUAUUCGCAAUAAACACAGGAAACCUGAAAGUCAGGAUCCAGCCCAGCUCAGUGCAUCCAACAUACCUGAAUCUCAUUAUUUUGAGGAGGACAGUCCAUUAAGAAGAACAGCCUCUGAGCCAAUUCUGAAGCUGCGACCAAAGAGAAGUGCUUCGGGAAGACAAAACCCACUGCAGCGUAAAACCAGUGCGCCCCCUACUGUCAGAGAACCUGACUCUAUGGGGGGAACUUCCAGUUCUACAACAGUAUUCAAAGGAAGAUCAUUAUCAGAUAAAAAAAUGAGCUGUCAAGAGCCACAGACCUUUAGCACAUCAUCACCACACGAGGAUGAAUCUCCUGUACACAGCGUUCAGAACCCCAUGAUCUGGACUAGAUAUUCACAGCCGGUCUUUGCCGUGCAUCCACCUGUUCUUGCAGUUCCUGGGCAGUGGGCGGUGAUGCCUCAUAGGCCUUUGAGCAAAUCCCAGUCAGCACCUUCGUUUGUCCAGCACUUCCACACUCAGACUGUCAUGAUUGCACACCCCAUGUACCAGCAGCAAUGGCCACAGGAGACAUUCCAGCACCACACCGAGACAAACGAGCAUUUGCACGCAAGCACACAGAUCUCUGUUUCACACGCUCUGUCUCAUCGUAAGGUACCUUUUCGCACUUCUGGAUCGCUGAGAAGAGACAGAGAGAGAGCAAGAGAGGACUUGCGCGUACCAUCAAGGUCACCGCAUGAUAACUGUUGCAGUAAUAAAAUGGGAGUACAGCACCACAGUGAAUGCUGUAAUGCACAAAACAGAAUAUUUCACCGGAACCUUGGGCGUGUGCAUUCCUCCCCAGACGCCUUCAAUGGAAGUCUGCCUUCACAUUUAUUCUCAUCUCUAGCCCGGGGUGUCAGAAGCAAAUCGAACUACACCACAGGUUUGGUGUUUGACUAUCAGAUGCUGAAACAUGUGUGUGACUGUGGAGGGUAUGGUGACAGAAUCGUGAGUAUCUGGACAAGAUUGCUGGAGUGUGGCCUCAGGAAUCAGUGUAAGGCUGUUAAAGGCAGGCUGGCCACGUUUGAGGAACUACUGUCAGUCCAUUCAGAAGAGCUUGUUUGUUUGUACACUGGGUUGUCGGAAAGAACAUCUUCCAUAGCAUAUCGAAGUCAAACAGACCUUGAUACGGCAUCGAAUACUUCCUGCAGUGCAGAAAUACUGAAGAUGGCAGUCGGCAGUGUGAUUGAGCUGGCUCUGCGUGUGGCUGGAGGAGAGCUAAGGAAUGGGUUUGCUGUGGUCACGCAUCCAGGACAUCAUGCAUCACAUUCUCAAACAUGUGGUUCCAGUAUCUUUAACUCUGUGGCCAUUGCUGCUAAACAGCUUCAGGAGCGACUGAAGGUUAAGAAGAUCCUUAUAGUAGACUGGGAUGUUCAUCAUGGUUAUGGAACUGAGGAGAUAUUCUACACGGAUCCUAGUGUCCUCUAUAUAUCCCUGCAUCGCUAUGACAAUGGUUCUUUCUUCUGUGGAAAUGGACAGCCCACCAGGGUAGGAUCUGAUAGAGGAGAAGGCUAUAAUGUAAACGUGGCUUGGUCAGGAGGCCUGAGUCCUCCAAUGGGAGAUGCAGAAUACCUAGCUGCGUUCAGAACGGUGGUUAUGCCAAUUGCUCAUGAGUUUUCACCAGAUGUGGUCCUGGUUUCAGCUGGUUUUGAUGCUGCAGAGGGUCACCCAGAGUCUCUGGGUGGAUACAGAGUUUCAGCAAAGUGUUUCGGAUUCUUGACCCGGAAGUUAAUGGAGUUGGCUGAAGGUCGAGUGGUGUUAGUGUUAGAGGGAGGUUACGUUCUCACAUCCCUCUGUGAUGCGUUGCAAGCCUGUGUCAGCGCUCUUGUGGGAAAUGAGCCUGAGCCUUUAGCUGAGAUGGAAUUAGUGAGGAAACCCUGCUUCAACGCAGUUGAGUCUCUGAAGACAGUACUACAUGUUCAGAGCAGGUACUGGCGUUCAGUGAGGUCUAUGGUGGACACUGUGUCUCUGUCCUAUGUGAAUGCAGAGAGGAGAUACUCGGCAGGCACUGAAGCUGCUUUAGUCUUGGAUGGCCUCCAUAUGAGCAUUCCAAUCAUAAGCCGUUUCCCAAAUGAGCCAAUGGAGCAUGAUGAAGCUGAAUCAAUGUAGAAGUCUGUCUUAUUUUCUGGAAGAAUUCAUUCCUCUCCAAGCAGAAUAGAAGUUGGACAUCCUGUGCUGAGGCUGCUGUGAUAUUACUGUGGUGAUUGCAGUGUUGUGUGAGACAGGAGACAAUCCUCAGGAACUAGACUAUACAAAAGAAUUUCAUCUCGUGAGUGAUUUAUUGAAAUGCUGAGUCAUUUGUUUGAUGACAUUUUCCAGUUAUAGCUUGCUCAUGAUACCUCUGGACAAUGUCAAAUAAGGAUAUCAUACAGACAGGAAGUGAAAAUUUAUGAGAAACAUAGUUAACCAGGUUUUAUUGUUCAUGAGUUUGAUCAAGGGACAAAACUUUUGUUUAUACACUACCUUUCAAAUAUUUGGGGUCAGUAAUUUUUUCAAACGUUCAGCAAGGAUGCAUAGCCGAUCUUUUGAACUAUUUUCAACAUUGACAGUAACAAGUGAUUUUUGAACACCAAAUCAGCAUAUAUGUGACCCUGAGCCACAAAAUCAGUCAUAAGUAGCAUGGGUAUAUUUGUAGCAAUAGCCAACAAUACAUUGUACGGGUCAAAACUAUACAUUUUUCUUUUAUGCCAAAAAUCAUUAGGAUAUUAAAUAAAGAUCAUGUUCCAUAAAGAUAUUUUGUAAAUUUCCUACCAUAAAUAUAUCUAAAGGUAAUUUUUGAUGAGUAAUAUUUAACAGCUUUAAAGGUGAUUUUCUUACAUUUUCAGUUUAUUUAUUUAUUCAUUCAUUUUUAACUCUCAGAUUCCAGAUUUUUAAAUAGUUGUAUCUCGGCCAAAUAUUGCCCUAACAAACCGUACAUCAUUGGAAAGCUUAUUUAUUCAGCUUUCAAGUGAUGUAUAAAUCUCAAUUUCAAAAAAUUACCGUAAUGACUGUUUUUUUUGGUCCAGGGCCACAUAUUAGAAUGGCUACUGAAAAUUCCGUGAGCCAUCACAAGUUUUCGUUUUAAAACGCUCUCCGUCCACACUAGCGUUUUCAAGCGUUUUCCAAAAGUUUGUUAUCCGUACUGACACGUUGAAACAUUAAAUUCGCCUUACUGCGCAUGUGUAAACCUUAUAUAAGCGCACUGAGAUAUCAAAAUAUCUUAUUAACUGACGUCCAUGUUGAGUCUACUCAUAUUUGAGCUAAAACGCAACUGUCCUCAUGUUUUGCCGCAGGACAGCAAUUUUGAGUAAAUUUUCUGUCAUCUUUUUAGGACUGUAAUAUGAAGUGUACAAACUAAAUAUAUCUUUAGCAACAGUGUGAAAGCGAAUAGCACAUAACAGACAUAACAGUCCACAACAACGCGAAAAUGGCGUUUUCAAAUUUAUCCACUUCGGAGAGCGUUUUCAAAAAAACGCCACCUCAGAGUGGACGGAAGUCCAAAACGGAGAGAAAAGGAUGUUUUCAAACGAAAACGUACUAGUGUGGACAAGGCCUGAAUAGUAAUAACAUUUCACAAUAUUACUGUUUUACUGUAUUUUUGAUUAUAUAAAUGCAGCCAUGAUGUACAUGGGGGUUCUUUCAAAAACAUGAAAAUCUUACCAACCCCAAACUUUUGAACAGUAGACUGGAAUGAAAAAUGACUAGUUUUAGGCAUCUGUUAGUCCUUGAUACCUUUAAAAUAGUCUUGAAAAUUUAGUUAUAAAAGCUUUAAUGAUUGCACUUUAUGUUCAUCAAUCAUUACAAAUUUAAAAAGAAAAAACCCUGAGACAUUUUGCAUUGGGCUCAGCUGUCAUUAUUAAUAUCGAUAGAUUUCACUCUGUGAAUAUGUACGGCAGCUAUCUUUGUAUGUCAAGUAUUUAUAUAGCAAGCAUAACGAAAAAGGGUACAAAAUACUGUGCUUUGCUACAUCACUUCGGCUGAAAUUAACUUCUGAGAAAAUUUUUUUUUUUUUUUUUACUAAGUUGGUCUAUAAUUACAUUUAAAGAUAUUCUGAGAAAUACAAAGACAUCCGCACUUGCAUAUUUUCCAGUUGUCUGAAUUUUUACAUUGUUUUUAUAAUCGUUUCAUUUAUUUGUGUUCAAAAUGUUUUGUUCUCAAAAUUAAAUAAACCUGUAUUUGUACUUUUUUAGAAAUAA
Labeo rohita (rohu) is the source of this 4596-nucleotide messenger RNA. It is a transcript of the gene hdac7b, whose product is annotated as histone deacetylase 7b. The coding region runs from base 272 to 2530 and encodes 752 amino acids. Gene Ontology annotation, biological process: chromatin organization. Gene Ontology annotation, molecular function: histone deacetylase activity. Gene Ontology annotation, cellular component: histone deacetylase complex. The record is from RefSeq and is a predicted model, not a curated record. The transcript has 20 exons. NCBI's taxonomy places the organism in Eukaryota, Metazoa, Chordata, Actinopteri, Cypriniformes, Cyprinidae.